AUGAGCAACGCGGCUGCUGACCUGGCGCGCCUCGUCGCUGACGUGGCGGGAGGGAGAGCUGACGUGGUGAUUGGUCAUUCCAUGGGCGGGAAAAUUGCGCUGGAGUAUGUGAGGAGGGCUCGCGCGGGGGAAUUGCCAGUGAUGCUGCCGCAGCAGCUGUGGGUGCUGGACUCAGUGCCAGGCCGCAUAUCUGACUGCACAUUGGGUGAGGAUGCGGAGAGAAGGGACGUUGAAAGGGUUAUUGCCACCCUGCAGGAGCUGCCUCGGCCCAUCCCCUCUAAACGGUGGCUUCUCCAGGAGCUGACUCAGCGCCGAGGCUUCUCCUCAGGCUUGGCAGAGUGGCUUGCCACGAGCCUCAGACCCAUAGCUGCUUCGUCUGGCUCAGCUGGUUCGGCUGGUUCUGCUGCUGCCGGGGCUGGCGUGAAUGGGGAGAUGGAUUGGGUGUUCAACCUGGAUGGCGCGGUUUCUCUCUAUAACAGCUACAGGUGA
Molecule: messenger RNA, 489 nt
Organism: Closterium sp. Naga37s-1
Lineage: Eukaryota; Viridiplantae; Streptophyta; Zygnematophyceae; Desmidiales; Closteriaceae
Source: the annotation of a GenBank genome assembly